Arachis stenosperma is the source of this 728-nucleotide messenger RNA. RefSeq lists its product as uncharacterized. The coding region runs from base 12 to 638 and encodes 208 amino acids. Lineage: Eukaryota; Viridiplantae; Streptophyta; Magnoliopsida; Fabales; Fabaceae. The record is from RefSeq and is a predicted model, not a curated record. The transcript is spliced from 5 exons.
GUUGAGAGACGAUGAAAAUGAAAAGUAUUAGAGUUUUGCAUGUACUUGUUGUCCCUAUCGUACUCUUCUUGGUUUGUUCCCAGAAUUCUAUGGCACACAGGAGAUCAAUGCUGUCCAUUUCUAAAAAACCUGACCCAAAUGAUGCUAUUGCCACCGCUCGUUGGCUGGUCUCUCAGAAUUUCUGGGCUGUAUUAAACACAAUCUCAAUUGAUUUGGGUGGAGCACCCUGGGGGAAUGUGGUAUCAUUUAGUGAUGGGAUACCUGACCAAGGCACUGGCAUCCCAUACUUUUACUUGACAAAUUUGGAUCCAACAGUAAAAAAUGCAUUGAAAGACCAAAGAGCUUCCUUUACAGUCAGUGAAUAUCCUCUUGGGACCUGUGGCAAGAUAGACCCAGAGAAUCCUACCUGCUCAAAAAUUACUCUAACAGGAAAGCUGAUAUUGGUUGAUGAAAAGUCCAAAGAAGCUGAAUUUGGCAGAAAUGCAUUGUUUUCCAAGCAUUCAGAGAUGAAAGGCUGGCCUACGGAUCAUAACUUUCAAGUCUACAAAUUGGAGAUUGAAAAUAUAUUCUUAAUUGAUUGGUUUGGUGGUCCAAAACAUUUAACAGUAGAUGAGUACCUAAAGUGGAAAGGACAUUGAGAUAGCAUAGCUGUUACUUAGACCUCUCAAUUAAAUAAGCAAACAUCUAUCUAUCUAUCUAUUCUUAUCAUAUAAAAGUUGAUAUAAACC